AUGGAGGACAUGGUGAACUUCAUGCUGAUCUUUCUGCAUAGCCUCGGUGUGAAUGAGCACUACUUUGUUUCCCUCCCUAUACUUGCAGUGUCUGAGGACACUAGCAAGAAACUGCUGGUCAGCAGACAGCUUGUCUAUUCGUCUGAUAAAAAUCUUAAAGAAACUGAGGAGCUGGCUAUGAUGAAAAAAGUAUUGGAACCCAAAUUAAUACAAGAAAACAACACUGCUGCUCUUCAGAACACUCAAAGAAAUGUAAAUUGUCUUGGAGAUGGCAAAAGAGAACCUAUUGAUCAGACUACUCAAAUGCAGAAAGAUGUUGCUUGCUCAUCUUGUGGUGAAGAGGAAAUUCCAGAAGUAGUCAUUGAUUCAGAAAGCAACAAAGCCAAUACAGGUAAUUCCAAACUAGAAACUGCAUCUGUGUUAGGAGAAGACUUAAUGAUGCUCUACAAGAAGUGCUGUUGUCCAGAUACUAGUAUUUGCAUAGAAGGCAAAGAUUUUCAAGCUCACAGGGCUAUUUUAUGUGCCAGAUCUAGUUACUUUGCUGCUAUGCUGAGUGGAAGUUGGGCUGAAAGCUCCCAAGAGCACAUCACUCUUCAAGGAAUAAGCCAUGCAGAAAUGAGUGUCAUCUUGCAUUUUAUAUAUGGAGGUAUUCUGGACUUCCCAGACAAAGUUGAUGCUGGCCGCAUGUUGGGCAUUGCAGAUAUGUAUGGGCUAGAUGGGCUGAAAGAAGUAGCUAUCUACGUUUUGAAAAGAGAUUACUGCAAUUUUUUCCAAAAGCCUGUUCCUGGAAAACAGCAACCUGUACUAGAAUGCAUGGCUAUUGCUCAUUCAUUGGGAGUGGAAAACCUGUAUGCUGCCUGCAUGAAAUGGGUAGGAAAACAUUUUGCAAAAUGUUUGUCAGAGAGAAGCUUUGCCAGUUUACCUACUGAACUUCAGAACAAAUGUCUUGUUAUGUUGAUUAACUCUUUGAACCACAAGAAUGCAGCUUCCUUUUUGAUGGAGAGUGACCGGCUGAUCAAUAGUCUUCCCCAAGUGAAAUGGACAGAGGCAGCUGUGGCCUUGGCAUCUAGGCUACAAGAAGAAUGUGUAAUGUUUAUUGUGGCAAACUUCCUGCAUGUAGUAAGAAGUGAAGGCUUCUCUGUUUUGUUGCAGGCGCAAGCAAUGAGCAGCAAACCUGACCUUCUAGAACUAAUUUUAAAUGCAGUUGAAAAAAGUAUUAAUAAUGAAAAUAGCUGCUUUCUUCUUGUAGCUGUGGAUACAUUGUUGGACUCCACAAAUGUCAAGGAGAUGGGUUUUACGUGCAGGAUCCAGGCUCUGCGUAGUAAGCUCUGGGUCUUCCUGGUUCAGUCUUUUUAUGCUGUUCGUCACACAGAAGGCUGGAAGCUGAUGAGGACAGACCAUCAACAGAAAAUACAAGCAGCUGCAUUUGACAAGGGUGAUGACCGAAGACUUGGCAAAAAACCUGUAUUCACUAGUUCUCAGCUAAAGAAAUCUAUUACUGAAACUACUGGUAUAAGGAAUACUUUCCAGACGGAACACAGCAAGAAAGAUUGCUGGGGAGAUUCUUCCACUAAUCAGGAUAAAAUGAAAUCUGAUGGAUUAGGAGCAUCUGGACAUACAUCAAGCACCAACAGAAGCACUGUUAAUAAGGCUGCAAAGCAUGAGGAUGUAAAGGGGAAAGAUGGCAAAAAAAUAGUUUCCAAGAUUGCGAAGGAUUCAAAACCUGGUGAAAAAGCUGCAUCACCAAAGGCUAGAGCUGUUAUAAAGACAAAACCAGAAAAUAACGGACAUGUGAAGGUUGAAAGCUUGCUUACCAAGCAAGAUAUAGAGAAGACAUCACCUUCAAGUGGACAAAAAAAUUCAGGAAGUGGCAAAGGACUAAAGAACCAUGAAGGAAAAAUUGCAGGUGCCAGACCUAAAGUGCUGACAGUAACCUCAACUGUGCAGAUCAAAACAAAACCAUUGAAAAAAAACACAGGGAAGGAAUCUCCCUCCUUAGUGACUGUGGCAGGAACUUCCAGCAAGUUAGCAAACUCAGGCAUAGAUAUCCAGCCUGCCAGUGAACAGACAGAGGAAGCCAAAGAGGAUAAACUAGUAGAGGAAGGGAAAAAACAGACUGUGAAAACAAAGUCAUCUGUGAAGACAUCAAAUGGGAUCACCAACAAAAAAAGGACUGAGCUUGAGGCUAAUAUCACAACAAGCAGUGUAACAAAAAAAUCAACUGGAAAAGGAUGUAAUGAACAAAAUGCACAAGCUGUUACAAAGAAAAAAGGGAAUGUGAGUAGCAAUUCUGCAGCACAGCAAAAGGCUCAAAACACACCUACCAAUUCUCCCAAGAAUCAAGGACCUCAAGGGGAAUCACCAAAUUCCCUGAAAUCAGGCAUGUCUCCAAAACAUAACGAAGAAAAAAAUGUGUUACAACAUCUGGUUCAGACAACGUUACCAGAAAAACAUCCUUCAGCCAAGAAGAAGAGCAUUAAGCAGCCACAAACACCUGUAGCAAAAGUAACUGCAAAAAUAACACCUAAAACUCCAUCAAAGCACACUGAGAUUAUGAAUAGUAAAGACUCAAAACUGAAAACACCAGGACAACCUGUAUUAAAAUCUCAGUCAUCUGCCCAAAAACAUUCAAGGAGUGAAUCUCCUGUUGUCCAGAAGAAUGCACAUGCCUCUGAGCGGAGAAGUUCAGGACAGAAAGUGGAAAAAAACAUGGGUGAUGCUGUGGCAGGUCAGCCUCAUGACAAUAAUCAAUACUAUUCUCCAAAGCAAAACGAAUCUUUAAAAUCUGUGAUGGAAAGUAGCAAUGAAGAUAAACUGCUGGCAUCUUGUCAACCCAAUAAACAAAAACUAUCAGAUCCUUCUGAAAAUGUGGAAUGCAAAAUAAAAUCUGAAUCUUCUCUAAUUACAAAAGAGACUGUUUCUAAACUGCACAGUUCACUGCAAAAUGAAAUGGAAGCAAAACAAAUCUGUGGUGAUCAGACUGGAAUUAAAAAUAUUGAAGAGACAGAGAAAGAUGGUAAUACAGCUGCAUUUCACUGCCAUGCACAGUCUUCCAGUGAUGGAUAUUCUGACUUUACCAAGGAAUCCAAUCAAGAGGCUACUGCUUCAGAACUGGUGAAACAUUCAAAAGCAGAAGUCUGUACUGACCAAAGUGGUAAAUUAAACUGUGAAACAGGUCUUAACUACAGCAAAAAUGCUUUGCCAAACUUUUCCCAAAUGAUUACUGAUAAAGAGGAUGAGAUGUCAUCACCUCAGAGUCAUAUGGAGGGGUUUCUUACAGCUGCUGAGCUGACUGAAUACAAAUCAGUUACAGCAGAUUUAGAUGAUGUUUCAGAAUGCUCCACAGAACAAAUAACAGAAAAAUAUUCACCUAGUUACACAGAGCCUAUAGAUCCUACAGAAAUGCCUGAAAACCAUGAAAAUGCAGAAAUUCCCUUUGUGGAUCACUGGAAUACUGCUGCACUAGACCCAAAAGAGAGUCCUGAAUCAGAUACUGGCAGUGCAACGACAUCCUCUGAUGAUAUAAAACCAAGAUCAGAAGAUUAUGAUGCUGGAGGCUCUCAGGAUGAUGAAGGAUCCAAUGAAAGAGGGAUUUCUAAAUGCAGCACGAUGUUAUGCCAUGAUUUUCUUGGAAGAAGCAGCAGUGACACAAGUACACCUGAGGAAUUAAAAAUUUAUGACAGCAGCCUAAAAAUAGAAGUGAAAAUGAAAAAAGAGGGUUCUGAUCUCUUCCGUGUUAAUUCAACGAGUGAUGAUGAAAUACCAAGAAAAAGACCUGAAAUUUGGUCUCAUCAAGGAAGUGCAAGGACCAAUACUAGAGAAAGCAAAUGUUCUACUUUUGGCAAUUCACAGUUUACUCAGGAAACAGACCAAGUUUCUUCUUCUGCUGAUGAAACAGAAGAUGACAGAUCUGAAGCAGAUAAUGUUGCAGAAAACUUUACUGUAUCAAAUGCUCCUACUCAACAGUUCCAAGGAAUUGAUAAUUUGGCUUUUGAGGAUGCAACAGAAAAUGAUGCAAGUCAAGGGUUUACUAAAAGUAAAAAUUUCAAACGAACUGUUUUACUUUCAGUAGAUGAAUGUGAAGAAUUGGGAUCUGACGAUAGAGCAGAAACUCAUACUUCACGACAGCGUUCAAUAGAUUCCCUUACUCCUUCAGAAGUAUUUGACAGUGUUUCUCAAGAGCAUCAUGAAAAACCUUUUUAUUCAAGAUACUCACUGGAAAUGGAAGAUGGGUUUCUGGAUUGCAAACAGCAAAAGGACAGAGACAAUAGAUUGGAUAAAAGUGGAAGUUCUCUCCUACACCUUCAUGACACUGAAAUUGCAGGGGAAGAGAAUCAAGAUGCUUCAAUGACUGAAAAAAAUUGUCCAGAGAAAGUAUAUUCAGCAGCUACUCUGUGUCCAGGGGAAAAACAAAAAGUAAAUAAGAAUGAGAUGGCUAAUGAAUUUCACCAGUGCAAUAAGUACUUAGACAGUGAUGCAAAAUCUCAAGAAAGACCAUGUCAUUUGGAUCUUCAUCAGAGAGAAACUACUUCUGAUGUGCAAAAGAGCAGCUCUGCAAAACCUGUAGAAGCCAGUAAGAAUCAGAUACUGACUCAGGAAGGUCAAGUGAGAGACAGUCAACCAGCAACUACUGAAUGCGCUAAUACUGAUUUACUUCCAGGAGACAUAGAUGAUUAUGACACAAUGGCACAAACCUGCAUGUAUGAACAUCGGCCUUCAAAAACCCUUUCUCCAAUAUACGAGAUGGAUGUUGGAGAAGCAAUUGAGCAGAGGAUGGAUUCAGAAACAGCAGUUCUAGAUGUGGAUUUUGAAGAUCAGCAGUUUGCAGAACAGGACUGGACUCUUCUCAGGCAAUUGUUAUCUGAGCAGGACUCAAAUAUAGGUUUCAAAAACUCUGUUCCUGAAGACCUUAACUUAGCACAAUGUCUUAUCAAUCAGACACUGUUUCUGGCACGAGAUGGUUCGAAUCCUCAGGGUACAUCACAAAUUGACACAUUCAGUAGGUGGACUGAACUCAUGUCUCCACUUGAUGAUUCUUCAGCAAGCAUUACAGUGGCAAGCUUUUCAUCUGAAGACUGUUCAUCCCCUCAUGGGGAGUGGACAAUUCUUGAACUGGAAACCCAUCAUUAA
Molecule: messenger RNA, 5130 nt
Organism: Chaetura pelagica (chimney swift)
Lineage: Eukaryota; Metazoa; Chordata; Aves; Apodiformes; Apodidae
Exons: 17
Coding region: 1-5130 (1709 amino acids)
Molecular function (GO): protein binding
Source: RefSeq, a predicted model, not a curated record